Miscanthus lutarioriparius is the source of this 3381-nucleotide messenger RNA. The record is from the annotation of a GenBank genome assembly. NCBI's taxonomy places the organism in Eukaryota, Viridiplantae, Streptophyta, Magnoliopsida, Poales, Poaceae.
AUGCAGUCCUCGCCGGGGUGCCCGGCGCCCCUGCUCCCGGUGUUGUCCGCGGAGCUCGCGCGCCUCGAGGCGCAGCUCGGGCAGACCGCCGACCGGUGGGCGCGCGCCCACCUCGCGGAGCUCGGCGACGCCGCGGCGGCCAGGGUGCUCCGGGUGGUCGCCGAGACCGGGACCCGGGUGCGGAGCCUGUCCGCCUUCAUCAACCACCUCGCCAAGCAGGAGGCCAUGCAGCGCAACGCCGCGGGGAUCCCCACCGCCGAGAGCGCCGCCUGCUGCAACGGACCCUCCGCCCGCGCUUCACAAGAGGAUUCCAUAUCAGGACCGUUCUACCAAGACGUUGUCCAAGUGGAAGUUCAGAAUCAGGGCCCCAAUGGUGAAAUGGCAUUUGCCCGUCCAAACCACGCAAGGAUGGAGCCUGGGAGCCCUGUGCGUCAGAUGCCUUUCAGGUCGCAGUAUCACGAGAGCCCUGUCAGGACGAAUGCUUGUGUUGUUGCAGACCAUGUUGAAGUGGAGGUUGAGAGCCCAUCGGGUUUGGACUCUCCUGGCUUGCAGAAUCAGUCCCCUUUUGCAGCUGUGGCUUCUCCGGUAGCAAGUCCUGGAGGAAUGGGUGCUGGCUGUCUCGGGUAUCACAUGCCCGAUAGUCCUGCCCGGGUUCUCACCCCAAGCCCUGUUAAGGAUAUUACAAGGCUUAUCCAACAAAUGGAUGGUCCAUCAGGAAGGGUAGGGGUUGCAACACCUUCUGUUGCCGCAGUGCAUGCUUUGAGAGCAACACCAAGCCCUCUGAUGUUAGCACUGGGGGAGUUAGAGUUUGUUCGGAUAUUCCUCAUAUAUGUGUAUCAUGGAGACCAGAAGAUAGAACAAGUGCUGGAGGAUGUAAGUUAUAUAAGGCAUUUGAAUUCACUGCCCAUGGAGUACUUCGAGUCAGAAAUCUGGAACAAAUUUGGAAUGAAGUAUAUACCAGCAUCGGAUAGAAGAAAGAACCUUGAUUGGGACCCAAACAAGACAAGACUCUAUUAUUGUAUUAUUGAGAAAAGGGGUGAUAACAUAGCAACCAUUUUUAAGGGUCCAUAUGUGGAGAAUACAAGGACUCAUCUGCAGAACAUUGUUGGUGAUGACAAUGUUCUUAUUGUGAAGUUUGCAGAUAUACCUGAUCUUCAAAAUAAUACAGACAACUUGUGUAUCUACUGUCAAUAUUACAGCCAGGUUGCUAAUGAUGGUAUCGUUUUGGGCUUGCGGCGAUAUCGCUUUUUCAUUCAUAAAGAUGGAGGGAAGACAGAGAGGCUAAAAGAGGAAAAGAAGAAAGAGAAAAACAAAAAAUUCAGCCCUUCUAUUAGGUGCUAUUUUGUUCGCAUGGAGUCUGGAUGGGAAAGGGAUUACCCUUACAAACUCGCUGACUAUACAGUUGAUCAGGCCCGCAGAUUCUUUAUGCACAUAAACAAUGCUUCUACUGUGGCCAAAUAUUUGUCCAGGUUUGCUUUGAUCUUAUCCAAAACUAUCAAAUUGGAUGUUAACUUCUCGAAGGUUAAUGUUAAAAAAAUCGACGAUGAACCUUGCAGGGAAGAAUCUGGAGAAAUUGUUGUUCAAGAUGGUAAACCCUUGAUUCAUACUGAUGGGACUGGCUUAAUAUCAGUAGAUUUAGCUAGAAACUGCCCCAGCAGUGUCUUCAAGGGAAACUUUCUGAAGGAUGCUGUGGAUUCAAAGCGGCACCAACAUCUCACCACUCAACAUCCUCUUUUAAUUCAGUUCCGGAUGUUCCAUAAUGGAGAUGCUGUAAAGGGAACUCUUCUAGCUGAUAAAAGGCUUCCUCCUGACACAAUUCAUAUAAGACCAUCAAUGAUAAAAAUAUACGGUGAUGAAAAUUCAUUUGGAGAGCAGUCAUUUAACUCUUUGGAAGUAAUUACUACAAGUUACCGGCCUAAAAGGGCAUUUACAUCAAGGUUCUUAAUUUCACUCCUUCACUAUGGUCGGGUUCCAGCAGAGUAUUUUCUGGAGCUUCUAAGGAAUGCACUGGAAGAUGUCAAUAAAGGCCACCAUACACCGAGAAAUUCACUGGAAGUUGCAUUUAACCAUGCGGACCUGGAUGAUUCAAUGUCUGCACGAAUGAUUCUUUCUGGAAUUCAACUAGAAGAUGAGGCGUAUUUGCAAUCUCAGCUAGCUCUAAUGGCUAAGGUAGAAAGAAAAGGACUUAAAGAAGGAAGGAUCCCGAUCGAUGAUACUUAUUAUCUGAUGGGCACAACGGAUCCCACUGGGACCCUGAAACGGGACCAAGUUUGUAUUAUACUUGACAACGGCCAACUUUCUGGAAAGGUUCUUGUCUAUAAACAUCCUGGAUUACACUUUGGCGAUAUACAUAUAUUGACUGCAACAUAUAUCGAUGGUUUGGAGAAGAUUGUGGGAAAUUCCAAAUAUGCCAUAUUCUUUCCCACCUGUGGACCACGAUCUUUGGCAGAUGAAAUGGCCAACAGCGAUUUUGAUGGCGACAUGUACUGGGUCUCACGAAACCCACAGUUGUUGGAGGGCUUCACCAAACAACGCAAGCCAUGGGUUCAGAGAAUACAACCAAAAAAGACUGAACAAAAGAAGCCUGAGGAUUAUAGUGGAUCCGAGCUGGAAAGUCUCUUAUUCCAUGAAUUUUUGAAAGCUAGAUUUACACCCAGCUAUGUGCUAGGUGCAGCUUCAAAUUGUUGGCUGGCGCUUAUGGAUCGGCUCUUGACAGGCGACGUUCCAAAGAGCGAACGGCAAGCGAUAAAGGAGAAGAUGCUCGAUUUGGUUGACAUUUACUAUUUGGCUUUGGAUGCUCCAAAGGAAGGGAACAAGAUCACUGUUCCUGAAGAGCUGAAGGUCAAGAAAUACCCACACUUCAUGGAACGGGAUGAAAAGAAAUCUUACACGUCGACGUCCGUGCUGGGCAAAAUAUAUGAUGAAGUAAUGUCGAAGGAGUCUGAAAUUGAUCCUGAAAUCAAGAUAGUGCCCCUGUCAUGCUUCACUGAGGUAGAAGUAUCUGACUAUUACAAGCGCCGUUGGAAGGCUCUUUAUUAUGAGUACCUGGGGGAGAGCACUAAGUUUUGUAAGCUGGAGAACAAGGAGGAAAAAAACAACAAUUUCCGACGACUCUACCAAGAGUACAAGCGGGAACUGUACAAGGCCGAGGAGUUUGAACAGAGCCCAAGGGAGCGGUCGGAUCUCUUCAACGAGGCCUGCGCGGUGUACCAGGUGGUGUACGAGUACGCGAUGUCCCGUAACGACGUCGCCAAGUGUGGCUUCGCCUGGAAGGUGGCCGGCCGCGCGCUGUGCCGGCUGUACACGCUGAAGCGCGGCGGCGACACCGCGCUCUGUUCCUUCUCGGUUCUUGAGGAUGCUUUUAAGAGGAACCGCGCGUAG